Molecule: messenger RNA, 1161 nt
Organism: Racocetra fulgida
Lineage: Eukaryota; Fungi; Glomeromycota; Glomeromycetes; Diversisporales; Gigasporaceae
Source: the annotation of a GenBank genome assembly
UCGAAGGCUAAGAUUAUUGCGGAUGUACAAGGUAUCCACCUUGUAGAAACAUCAUAUAGAUUUUACGGUUCUGAAAUUAUUGCAGAAUAUUCACAUAAUCAGUCAAGUCCAAGCAACCAAUUUUUAAAGAAUAAACGAAGUGCGGACGAUUAUGGAUCGACUCCUCCAAACAAGAUCAGAACUAUCAACAAGGGGACUUCUCAACAAAAAAGAUACGAUAGUGAUUCACCACCCCAUGACGAAGAUUAUUUUUUUUCUGACUCUGACUCCGAGAUUAUACCUGUUUCUCUUACGAACGUUUUUCUUGAAACUUCCAUCGAGCAUGAAAGGAACCCAGACCAGACAGCCGAAUUGGAUAUAUCUUUAAUAUCAGUAAAGAAAGCGGAAAUUAAGAAAAUAUUAAUGCGUAUUUUGGCAGGAAAGAAGUUAACAUACAAUGGUGUAGACGUGUUGAAUUUUGUUCGUUCAAACAUGAAUAAAAAUAAGACCACAAAAAGCCCUUUAUGUAUUGGUGUUAUUAACAUCUAUAAUCCUGACAGCACCAAGUUUUUACCUGACGACUUUAAACGUUUUAUUACCAACCAACUUCAAGACCAAGACUCCGAGAUCAAGGCUGUCUGUUUUGCUACUGAAUUAAGCAUUGAUAAGUUUGUAGUGAAUUGUGAGAAAGAGGUAUUGCAAUUCUUGGAAAAGUUCAAUGAUAUAGGGGAUUUGGACGAGCUUAAUGCGUAUAUUUGGACUCCGCUACUUAGGAAUGCCUUUCUCGGAAAGGAUGAUAUGAAAUUAAGUUGUGGGGAGCUAGCUUCUAAGUCAUAUGAAAAACUCAAAGAAAUCCUAAACAUUGCUGGUCGUAGUGCUCCAAAGUUAGAUGGUAAAGGAUUCCUUAAAUCUUUAGGCACUGAAAUCCUUGCUCAAGAAGACGGUGUCCUAAACAUCCACAGCAAAAGGACAGGUGAUCUUUGGAAAUUAGAGUAUCGCUCCAAAGUGACCCUCACAACCCUAUUCUUUGCGCUCCCUUCUGCCGCCAAAGCUGAUAUUACGAAAAUCGAAACUUACAAUCUUCAAUUGAAUGGAUUUCAUCUCAAAAUUUCUGCAUCGAAGUAUUUGUUUGAAGAUACCAUUGUUACAAUGGAUUUACAGCAUGUGGAAGUUCCAAGGACC